Messenger RNA from Schistosoma mattheei, 1935 nucleotides. The record is from the annotation of a GenBank genome assembly. Lineage: Eukaryota; Metazoa; Platyhelminthes; Trematoda; Strigeidida; Schistosomatidae.
AUGGGUACGUUGCAUAUGAAUUUAAUGUCGGGUCAGCUGUCGAAAUCAUGCACAAUCAUGCAGGAUCCCGUUUCCAACCCAAAUAUUGAAGAGGCCACUUAUGAUAGUGACAAAAAUUCUCAUGGAAGAUGUACUUCAUCAUUAUAUGAAGAUGAUGUAAAAGUUAUGGAAGUGAAGGAAAAAAACCUGGCCUCAUCAUAUCAGGAUUCUGAGUACACGCGAUCUUCUGAUGGUUCACAAUAUUCAGUUGGACGUAGUAAGGAUAGUCCUAUGGAAGCGAAUGGAGUCCGUUGGCGUCAUUGUGUAAACAAUGGUCAAGAGAUGUACAUUAACGAAGCAACUAAUGAGAAAUGGGUUCCAGCAACUGAUCAAUAUGGAAAAACAUAUUAUUAUGAACUAAACACUCGUCAUUCCGUAUGGGCACUUGAAGAUCUAGAAACAUCACCUACAGACGCGCCACAUUCGUCCGACUCAUUGAAUAAUUAUCUAGAUAUUAAUGAACCGAAUGCUUCCAAGGAAGCUUUUGACUGUUCAGUAUUUGAAGAUGAAAAUAAUGGUUCUUAUGUUGAUCAGUAUCCAUCUGUAUCUAGAAUGUCAAGUAUCAGUAAAGUUAAUCGGAGAACAAUGAGUCAAUCUAAAGUGUCUCAUCGAAGUUCACAUAUACCUUCUGAAGUUUGUUCAACACAAGUUAUCAAUCGACCUUUCAGUUUAGUCAGUCUUGAUGAUCAAGAUCAAGGAGCAGGUGGACGUUUUCAGAUGAAGAAUCUAAGCAAAGAACAUAUCAGUGGACCAAGUGAAAAUAAACUUACGCACUUUGAACGACGUGGUGCAGUUAUUCGUACAAUGUUAAUUGAAAAUGGCAAACGUAUAUCAAAAAAAUGGAUACCAGGUGUAUUACAUCUUAGUGGUCCAUUACUUUUUCUAUACAAAGAUAAUAAGCCUUCGUUACCUAAAAUACAUCAACCACUUGGUAAACCUGAUGUUCAAUUCAACAUUAGAGAGGUAAAAGUUAGCGAAGCAAACGGUGAACAAACAUCAAGAAAGAAUGUGCUCAAAAUCGAAUGUGAAACUGCUGGAAAGUUGAAUGUUCAUUUAGUACAAAUCCCAGCCAUCGAUUAUGAAUCGUGGAAAGCUGCAAUACGAUAUGCGAAGGAUCUUUUGAAUGAAGAUCAUGGAGUCACGUUAGGACGUUCAUUAACCAGAUAUGAUUCGGGACAACCUUCUGUGCUCGAUAAAAAAUUGUUGGUUAAAUUGCGUGAUUUUUUUAGAACAAGACCAACUGCUGCAUCCCUACGAUCUCGCGGUAUUUUAAAGAAUGAAUCUGUAUUUGCAUCUACAAUCAUGCAAAUAUGUGAGAAUGAAGAUUCUGAUGUACCUAAUUUUAUUGUUCGUGCAAUUCGUGCUAUUGAAGCUCGAGGACUUGAUCAUGUUGGGAUUUAUCGAUCAAGCGGAAAUGGUGCUACAAUCCAAAAACUUCGCUGUGCCGUUAAUCAAUAUAACUACAGUUUAAAUUCUGAAAAAUGGAGUUUGGAAGUAUUAACAGGGGCAUUGAAAUUAUUUUUUCGUGAACUUAAAGAACCACUUAUAACAUUCAAAAUAUAUCCAGAAGUUGAUCAACUAUUGGGUGAUAACGAUAUAGCACCAGAUUUAAAAGUGAUUAGAAUGCGAGAAUUGAUCAAUUCUAUGCCUGUCCCACAUAUCAACACAUCUCGAAUAUUUUUUCAUCAUUUGUACAGAGUAAUGCAACUGUCCAGUAUCAACCAAAUGCAUUCUUACAAUUUGGCUAUUGUUUUUGGACCUAGUUUAAUUUGGCCAGAAGUAGAGUCUGUCGCAUAUAGAGCACUGAAGUCUGUACAGGUCCCAUGUAUAGAAUAUUUGCUUACACAUGUAGAGGAAAUAUUCGGACCAGUAACCCCACCACCAGUUAUUUCAUAA